Messenger RNA from Epithele typhae, 369 nucleotides. RefSeq lists its product as uncharacterized. Gene Ontology annotation, cellular component: mitochondrion. NCBI's taxonomy places the organism in Eukaryota, Fungi, Basidiomycota, Agaricomycetes, Polyporales, Epitheliaceae. The record is from RefSeq and is a predicted model, not a curated record. Bases 1 to 369 code for a protein of 122 amino acids. The transcript has a single exon. Gene Ontology annotation, biological process: mitochondrial respiratory chain complex II assembly.
AUGCACGAGCCGCACACGAGCUCCAUCCGCGCCUUCGCACGCACAUUCUGCGCCACGUCCCCCUUUUCAGCCGGUGGUGGUUCGGGACUGGUUCGCCCCGCACCCCCGCCCCUGCCUCGCGAGGCGCAGCGCGAAUUCGAGGAGCUCGUCCGUGCAGCCCAGGCGCCCCUGUCUGCCUCCUCGUCUGUCCGCGAGGAGGAGGCGCAGAUGGCGAUGCACCCCGACGCUCGCGCGCCGCUCAAGGCCGAGUUCGAGGGGGACGUCAACCCGAUGACGGGAGAGCAGGGCGGACCCAGACGAGAGCCAGUUGGGAAAUGGGGCGAGGACGAAGGCGAUUGGAGUUUCAAGGGCCGAGUAUCGGAUUUCUAG